AUGGCUGAAAAGUCUUCAAUUCAUACACCAGGUAGUGCAGAGCCUGUAACUAUCAAAAAGAUUGGAGCAAAAUACAUUGCUUAUUCUCAUACACUAUUUGCAUACAGUGCCUUUUUCACAGCGCUAGGUGUUGCAUGCUACACUCAUUAUCACAAGAUUGUGCAGAAUGAAUAUUUCGGUUAUCCUGAUGAAUGGUUUCCUAGUGUGAGUGCUACCACAGGCGAUAGAUACCCUGCUCGUGCAAUCUUCCAAAUUUUAAUUGCCUUAACAUCUGGCCCAAGAUUUGCGCUCGUCUUCUUGUGGUACUUUUACAUUACUCAUUCAGCAAAGACGGUAUCAAAAGGAUUUGGAUUGGGAUUGUUGGCAGUGGGCAUUAUUCGUACAGUUUCGUGUGGUGGCUGGGUCUACAUUACUUCCACAGAUGAUCACCUCACACACGAUAUCGCCAUGGUCAUUUACUUGUUGUGCACGUUGCCAUGGCAACUGGGCGUGCUCUACUCUAGCUCCAACGACAACCAAGUGGCCGUGAGAUGGAGAAAGUUCUUGACGUCAGCUUUCUUUACGACAUUACCACCCAUGAUCUACUUCUUUAUUCAACACAAGGUUCAACGAAUUCCAGGAGCUUAUACGACCUACGCCUUCUUUGAAUGGUCCUUGAUUCUAUACGAUGUCGCUUAUGAUGCAGUAACCGCUAUUGAAUUCCAAAACUUUGAAUUGUCCAUUGUUGAUAAAACCGGCAAUUCUCCAAUUGCAGAAUCUUCCGUGCCAUUCGCCUCAAAUCCUGAAGGAAGUAUUUCGCCCUCGACAUUGCGCACAUUGACAGCCUUCACAGGGUUCGCCGCAGAGACGUAUUUGGCUUUUGUCUUUUGGUCAAUGCUCACAUCUCUCACCUUGUUGAUUUGGUAUUUUCCUCUAUGGUAUAUGGGCAUUUCUGGCUUUGAAGCCUUCUUGUUUAUUACACUGAUGCCCAUAUUCCUUGGUAUUGCACCCUUGAGACGCUUGGUUGCUAAAUACCGUGGAUUCUUUCACUUUCUAUCAUUGAUCGGUAUCGCUUCUUACCUCAAAGCGGACCCCGUGUGGCGUUUAUCCAUGACCGCUAUUGGUCUUGGCUUGAGUUUGACUACUUGGUGUGCUCAUUGGAUUGAAUCAAACAAACAUACCGGUGACUUGGAACGCUCUGCUCUCAUUUGGGGCCUUGGUUUAGUCAUGCAUUGUGUUGUCAAAUUGGCUUGGUUCACUGAAAACCCCAUCUGGCCCAUUAUGAAUAAGAACAAUGGUGGUUGGAACGAUGCUGGCAUUGUGCUAGGCAUUAUUGCUUGCGCUGAGGUGUUGCUUCGUGAUAGUGCUGUCCGUCAAUCUACCGAGAAUGGAAAGGACUUGAGCUCCUUGUCUGGCACCAAUGCUACUAGACAGUUUGGUAGUUCUUUCAUGGCUGCCUCUGGUUUUGGCUCCCUCUUGUUUGCUCUUCAUUCCAUGUUUACCGAUUCCUCUACCAUCAUGCGCUGGACUGUGGACGGUUAUCCUAAUUAUGGUCCUGAACCUGUGCCUUGGGGCGUUGCUACUAUUGCUGCCUUGGCCUUUGGUCUCUUACUUGCUCCUUAUCGUCGCUUGACCACUAGCUUUGUUUGGUAUGUGGUGGGUUGUGGUGCCUGUGCUGUGUUCUACUGCUACUCUGCUUGGACAGCUUAUUACGGCGGCCUUAUUCUGGGAACAUACUUUGUCUCCAUCACACCUGCUCUCAUUCGCGGCAUCUCUACUCAGUCUCCCUUCAAGACUUUGUUUGGCUCUUUCAUGAUCUAUAAUGUUUUGUGUUUGGCUCAUGUCUGGGUAGUUGCCUAUGAAUUUGUGCCUGGAGGCGUGUAUGCUCGUGAGCGUACCGAUGCCAUCUUGGUCGUCUUGAUGGGCUUGACUGGUUUAGGUGUUUUGAAUGCCAAUAGACAAGCUUGUCUAGAUGUUCAAAAGAAGUUGGCCCAAUUCCACGUAUUGAAACAUACUCGUGCCAUGACUCGUAUGUUUGUUGCUGGUUUCAUUGCUAUUUCUGCUGUUGUAGCCUCCAGUCGUGUCGCCAAUGCAAAGACACCUGUUCCUUAUACUACCUCCGAGAAAUCCUUCACUGCUGCUAUCUGGACUAUUCACUUUGCUCUUGAUAACGACAUGUGGGCUAGCGAGAACCGUAUGCGCGAUGCUAUCCGCGAUUUGGAAUUAGAUGUUGUUGGCUUGCUUGAAUCUGACACUAUGAGAAUCAUCAUGGGUAACCGUGAUUGGGCUCAAUCCAUCGCUGAAGAGCUGGGUUACUAUGUUGACUUUGGUCCUGCCAGUAUGAAGCAUACCUGGGGUUGUUUGAUGCUCUCCAAAUUCCCUAUUCUUAAAUCAGAACAUCACCUGCUACCCUCUCCCGUAGGUGAACUUGCCUGCGCUAUUCAUGCAACGCUCGAUGUCUAUGGUCAACCUGUUGAUUUCAUCGUUAGUCAUAACGGUCAAGAUGAAAACUACAAUGACAGAAUUCAACAAACCACUGAAUUAGCUCGUAUCAUGCGCACAAGCCCUAAUCCAUUUGUCUUCUUGGGUUAUGUUGUGACAAAACCUCAACAAGAAAUUUACCAUCUCUUAUUUGACGGUGGUGAUAUGAAUGAUAUCGACCCUACCGAUUGGGAUCGCUGGUGUGAAUAUGUUGGUUUCCGUGGCCUUCGUCGCGUUGGCUAUGCUCGUAUCAGUCAUGGCGGUAUCACAGAUACAGAAAUUCAAUCAGGUAAAUUCCAGUUGGUGCAAAAUCCCAAGGACUAUUGGAAGGCUUCAUAUGAUCGCAUCCCUGAAUCCCAAGUGCCUCCUGCUUUAAGAUAUCCUUCAAUGUUCUAUGGUGCUGGCGUUCGUGGACAUCGUUAUCAUGUUUUCAACGAGCCCCGUUACUUUGAAAACUAA
Molecule: messenger RNA, 2919 nt
Organism: Mucor velutinosus
Lineage: Eukaryota; Fungi; Mucoromycota; Mucoromycetes; Mucorales; Mucoraceae
Product: protein transporter tim10
Exons: 10
Coding region: 1-2919 (972 amino acids)
Biological process (GO): GPI anchor biosynthetic process; fungal-type cell wall organization
Cellular component (GO): endoplasmic reticulum
Source: RefSeq, a predicted model, not a curated record